Messenger RNA from Agrilus planipennis (emerald ash borer), 1063 nucleotides. RefSeq names its product protein UXT homolog. Bases 532 to 972 code for a protein of 146 amino acids. The transcript has 2 exons. Lineage: Eukaryota; Metazoa; Arthropoda; Insecta; Coleoptera; Buprestidae. The record is from RefSeq and is a predicted model, not a curated record.
GUAGGAGACGACGAAAUGAGUGUUGAAUUCUUCUAUCUCAGCCUUGUGAUCCUUAGCAUAUCCGUCAAACCAGUGACGGGAUGCUAUUGAAUCAAUAAGAUAAGAGCGCCAUAUUUCAACCGUGAUGUCCAGAAGUACUUAUCGACGGAAUUAAAAUAUGGAUCUUGGCAUCGUGAAUCAGAUUGGUUCAAUAGCAUGCUAUCACUGGUUUGAUGGACAGCUUACGAUCAUAAGAUUGCGGUAGGAGAAGACAAUACUUGUGUUGUUUCCUUCUCCAACCGUAAUAUUAUGAUCUUAUGUAUAUCCGUCAAACGACUGAGGGGAUGCUAUUGAACCAUCAACAGCGUCGCAUUUAAACUAUGGUACCCAAUGGUACCGAUAUAUGGCCGAUAUGCAUGACGGAAUUAAAUCAUGCUGGCUUUACGAAAUUCCGAAGUUGUCAAAAGUAUCAUCUGCCUAUAAUAAUCUACCUUACACGGUUGGGGGUACCUAUCCACUGCCUUUCAUAAAUGUGUUUCCUGUGCAGUAGUAAUGGCUGAGAAAUUGAACAAAAAUAAAAUUGAAGAAUAUGAAAAUUUUAUAGAGAAGAAAUUAAAAAGAGAUCUUGCUGAAAUAGAGGAAAUUUUAGAGAAAAAAUACGAAAAUUAUUCCCAUUGGGCUGAUCUUAAAAGCUUGAUUCAAGGACUAAAACUUCAACAAAAUGAAGAAAAGGAAUAUGAUAUUGCUGUUGAUAUGGGGUGUAGCGUGUUUGCUCAUGGACGAAUCGAAGAAGAAAAUGUUGUGUUUGUUAAUAUAGGGUGUGAGUGUUAUUUACCAAUGGACUAUAACGAAGCUAGUAAAUAUGCAGACAUUAGAAUUAAAGUGAUAGAAAGGGAAAUGGAACAUUAUAGAAAAUUGGCUGUUCAAGUUAAAAUGAACAUUAAAUUGUUUUUAUUAGCUAUUGAAGAACUUAAUACAAAUUUCAACAAUUAAACAACUUUUCUAUUUGUUUUUCAAAAAGUAAAUGAUGGAUGAUGAUUAUGACGAAAAAGUUUGGGAUACUGACCAUCAUAUGGACGACGAA